Messenger RNA from Styela clava, 1011 nucleotides. Lineage: Eukaryota; Metazoa; Chordata; Ascidiacea; Stolidobranchia; Styelidae. The record is from RefSeq and is a predicted model, not a curated record.
AGAUCCAUACAUUUUACUUUCAGUUGGAAGUUAGCUGCUUUUACAUACGGUUCGCUCUUCAUCUUUCCUUGUCAGAGUAAAAUAAAUAUGGACGCCGAAGGACUUCAUCUUUCAAUGAAUUAUAUUUCCAGUAGCGGAAUAGUACUCAGUGCUGAACAGAAAGCGGCUCUUGAAACAUCUAUGGUGAUUUUAAGAACAAAUUAUAAAUUUCACAAAGUUUGGUUCUGGGGAAAGAUUUUGGGAAUAAAAGACGAUUAUUUUAUCGCUCAAGGAGCUGGAAGAAAUGAAUUAUCGAACAGAAAAACACUUUACAGCUUAAAUUGUGUUGAAUGGCAUCUACUUCCUCCAGCGAGUGAAACAGCAAUGACAAAUUCAAAGAUAAUUCAUGGAAGAUUCCAGGGAGAUCCGUCUUAUGAAUAUGAACAUACAGAAGUGAAAAGAGUUGGAGAUGGAGAGGACUUUACAGAGGAAGAAGUUACAAUUCAUUUGAAAGAAGAGGAUCGCCUUGCAGCAGUGAUUUCAUCAAUAGAUGAAGAUGCAGCAAUUGUACCUCGAGGUGCUUUUGUUAGGACUCCUCUUGGUGAAGUUCACACAAACAGAAGUUUUGAAGGUCUUUCAGUGACUGAAGCAGGGAAACUGUCAUCAUAUAUGCAUUUUCGUGAAGGGCAAUACCACACAAAGAAAACUAUCAAGGAAAAGGCAGAUUUGGAUCCUUCCAUUGAUUUCUUAGACUGCAUUGAAGAGGACAUACCAAGAGGAUCAUGGAGCCUAAAAUUUGAGCGUGGAAGUGGGCUGGUCUGCUUACGUAGCCUGAUGUGGCUCGGACAAACGUUCUACCACGUUCCAGACUCAAGAAAAUAUGGCAGAGUAUACGUUGGAACAGGAGAAAAGAAUCUGGAUAUUCCAUUCAUGCUCUAAUUCAAUUUCCAGCUUUUAAAUUUUAUAUUUUGUUCUUCUGUAAAAAGUCACUAAAAAUUUUGUAAUAAUAAAUAUUAGCCGUAUAUUGUUGGA